Teleopsis dalmanni is the source of this 1642-nucleotide messenger RNA. Its product is annotated as cytochrome P450 9c1-like. Bases 1 to 1554 code for a protein of 517 amino acids. The transcript has 4 exons. The record is from RefSeq and is a predicted model, not a curated record. NCBI's taxonomy places the organism in Eukaryota, Metazoa, Arthropoda, Insecta, Diptera, Diopsidae. Gene Ontology annotation, molecular function: heme binding; oxidoreductase activity, acting on paired donors, with incorporation or reduction of molecular oxygen; iron ion binding.
AUGGCUUUAAUUGAGAGCUUAAUUUUAAUUUCGAUUGCGUUAUAUUUAAUUUAUAAAUGGUCAACUGCCAAUUAUAAUGUCUUGAGAGAACGAGGCGUUCAUCAUGAAAAACCUUUUCCUCUAAUUGGCAAUAUUAAGUGGAGUAUACUACGUCAAAAGUCAUCAUUCUUGGAUUCCAUAUUAAGCAACUAUCAGAAAUAUAAAAAUUGCAAAAUUUAUGGAACUUAUAAUUUUCGGGAGCCUAUAAUAUUCAUAAGUGAUUUAGAACUCAUUAAAAAAGUAGGCAUUAAGGACUUCGAUCAUUUUACCAACCAUAAGUCUCCUUUUACUGAAGUAAAAGAUAACGUUUUUUCAAAAAGUUUGAUUGCACUAGAAAAUCAAAAAUGGAAAGAAAUGCGGAACACAUUAACACCUUCAUUCACAGGCAGUAAAAUGCGUCUUAUGUUUGAAUUAAUCAACGAUUGCAGCAUUCAGGGAGUAAAAUAUUUGGAAAAACAAACUAAAGCCACUGACAACAAUGAACUCGAUUUGGAAAUGAAGGAGUAUUUUACUAAAUUCACAAAUGACAUUAUUGCAUCCACUGCAUUCGGCAUCAAAGUAGAUUCAUUUGAAGAUCCUGAUAAUGAGUUUUAUAAAAUUUGUAAAUCGUGUACUAAACUCAGAGGCGUUUUAAUAAUAAAAGCACUUUUCAUAAGUGUAUUACCCAAAUUAUCACGUUUCUUGCGUAUGGAAUUACUGAGUUCUAAAAUAUCAAACUAUUUCAAGAAUUUAGUAUUUGGUGCAAUGAAAUAUCGCGCGGAAAAUAAUAUCAUACGUCCAGAUAUGAUACACUUAUUGACAGAAGCGAAAAAACAUUUUGAAGAAACAAAGAAUGAAAGAACUGGAGAGCAUGCUGAAUUCAAUGAUGAUGACCUAUUGGCACAGUGCAUACUUUUCUUCUUAGCCGGUUUAGAUACAGUUUCAACUUGUUUAUCUUUUACGGCUCAUGAAUUGUUAGAAAAUCAAGACGUUCAAGAUUUACUUUACCAAGAAGUUCUAGAAAUUGAGAAAGAGCUCGAUGGCAAACCAUUAAAUUACGAUACCAUUAUGAAAAUGAAAUACAUGGACAUGGUUAUUUCAGAAUCAUUACGAAAGUGGCCACCGAAUAUAAUAUUAGAUCGUGUUUGUGGAAAUGAUUAUAAACUAACAGAUGAAGAAGGAAAUUUAAUUGUUGAAAUUAAAAAGAAAGAAAUGAUUGCUAUCCCCAUUGCUGCAUUACAUCGAGAUCCUGAGUACUUCCCUGAACCAGGCAAAUUUUUACCAGAACGAUUUUCAGAUGAAAAUAAAUCAAAUAUCAAAAAUUUAUCAUAUUUACCUUUUGGUAUUGGUCCUAGAAGCUGUAUAGCAAAUCGACUUGCACUAAUGGAAACAAAAGCGAUUAUAUAUAAUAUGUUAUUGCGAUUUAAAAUCGUUCGGGGACCAAAGACGACGAAGAAUAUGAUAAAAUCAAUUAAAGGUUUUUUAAUGCAACCGGAGGAACUAUUCUGGAUGAAAUUCAUACCAAGAGAUAUAUAGAAAUCAUUAACACAUAAAGUUAAAUUGAGAUAAAAUUUAUUUCUGAAUGGGCAUAUCAUGAUAAACUUUAUAUUUAUAUAUAUUAUAG